Podarcis lilfordi (Lilford's wall lizard) is the source of this 37074-nucleotide messenger RNA. The record is from the annotation of a GenBank genome assembly. Lineage: Eukaryota; Metazoa; Chordata; Lepidosauria; Squamata; Lacertidae.
AGCCCGAGCCGAGCGCCUGGGACGGCGGCCUCUGCGGUAUAAAUGGCCGGCGCUGGCACUGCGCGGGGCCCCUGGCGGUGAGCGCGCGGCGGCGUGCGCGCUACAAAGGAGCUGCCCAGCGGAAGCGGCGCCGACUCGCCUCCAUGGCCUUCAUUCGGAAGCGGCGGCAGGAGCAGCAGCAGCUCUACUCCAAGGAGAGGUGCGUGAAGCGCCGCGGCGGGGCGAGCUUCCUCCCCCGGCCCGUUGUCAGGGAGCGGGGCCGCCCUUCGCAAGCCCGGCGGGGGCAGCUCGGGGGGCGGCUCGGGCGUAAUGCGCGCCCCGGCCGGCUGCUCAGAAGCGCCCCGGAGUCCCAGUAAAGCUCAAGCCGGGCUGGCGAGGGUGGGACGCCUGCGAUAGAAGGGCCACCUCGGUCCUUGCCCCACGGUUAGGCCUCGCCCUCCCGGCCGCUCAGACGGGGGGCGACCAAGAUGCGAGGGGGCGGCGAGGAGGGCGAGCGAAAGCGGCCCGCUUGGGCAGAGCUGCCAGGGGGCGCGUCGCGCCCGCUGGUCCUGCAUUGCUGCGAAGGCGGCCCUGCGACGCGGAAGUCGAGCGGGGCUGCUUUUCUUGGGGCACCGCAGUGCCUGCUCACUGCCGGCUCGGCUCCGAGAGCUGCAAAGGAUGCGCAAGUUGGGGGGGGCGUCGUUUGCGAGGGGAUCGGAUGGCGCGGCGUGUUUGGAAUAGGCUUCCCUUCUCGCGCGCAAACCCCGGCCGCGUAAAAUUCCGCCCACUCGCCUUCGCUUUUUUCUGCUUACGAAAAAAGAGCAACUUUCUCAUUUUCUAUCGUUUGGGACGGGUGUUCCUAGCGGUGCUUUGAGUAGAAAGUGACAGGCCAAUAAACUUUCGGUUGUAUUUACUGGUGUAGCUGGGAGCUUUUGAGUGUUUGUAUUGCUCCAGGUGUGAUCAGUUUGUUCCCCGGCUUUAGUUUGUGCGAGACCUGACUUCCGUAACCGGGACUGUCAUGCAAGGAAUGUGAAGCAUUUGAGCAUGUGCAGAAUGCAUUUCCCCUCGUCACUGAGUAGCUGCUGCAACUUGUGUUAUAAACUUAGGAUCAUGGCUCACAGACAGGCAUUUUUGGGGUGAGAGGCAUGAGAGGAUCGGAUACAUGUCCAUAGCUGAAAUAUAGAUUGAAACAUUAGGCUAAGGACAUUUAGUUGUAUUGGAUAUUAACUUUUUCAUAAGUGUGAAAAUAUUUGCCCAAUGCUUGUCAGCUAUUCUAGGACCUCAUUGCACAUACCGGCCAAAACAUUGGCAUUGAUUAUACCCUCUCAACAUUUCAUGGAUGAAUAGAUAAACAAUUAUUCCAAUAGUGGAGAACUUAGGUUGGGCUUUGGUGCUGUCUGGUAAGGUCAGGGAGAUGGGUCCAUAGUGUCCCCUAGUUGGAGAAAGGGGAGUUAGAACCAGUCACAGGCCAGGCACAAAUGAGCACUUAGGGUUCAUACAUCUUGUCAUUUAAUGGGAAUAGUAAACUUUCUGUAGCUCCAUUAAUUCUCCAUUCACCUCCAGAUCACUGCCUUCCUCCACUUCCCGCUCCCUCAGUCUGGAUUUUAUCAUACCUGAGAUACUAUGACAAAAAAAAAAAAAGAAUCUUAGAAUUGUAGAGCUAGAAGGGACCCCAAGGGUCAUCAAGUCCAACCCCCUGCAAUGCAAGAAUCCUGCCCACAGCCGUCCCUGGGUGGGCUUGAAGCACCAGCCUUCUUGUUAACAGCCAGACACACCCACUUGCACCGCAGGAGGAUAGGGUAUUUUAUCUUGGAUUUAAACUGUGUUUUAGAAUGAUCUUAUGCUUAUUGUGUUAAUAUUUAUAUGCUAUAUUAAUAUUUAAAGUUUAGACUCUUGUGUUAAUGUUUGUGAACCACCCACAGGGCAUGGUUAAUGGGCAGGCAGUAGAUAUCUAAAUAAAUGUCAGCUGACAUGGUGGUGGGACCCUAAACAGGAGCACUCCAUACUGCAAUUCUUUGUUGCAGGUCCUGCUUGCAUAAUUGGCAGCAUAUGGUAUAAUGAUAGGGGGUUGCAGCAUGAUAUUUUGCAUUAGAAAGUUUAAUGGGACUUCCAAAUCUGCACACAGUUGUAGUCUUAAUAGUGUGUCUCUUUCACUACUAUGCAACAUUGUUCUGUUCCCAGCACCAGGUAUGUGAUUUUGCCUGCAAGUAAGUCCCAAUAACUUCCAUGGGCCUUAAAAACACGCUUUGGUUAUUUAAGAUGCAAGGCUUCCAGAGCAGAUAGUGUUAUUCCAAGUCAGGCUUAAUCUAUGAUGUUUUUCUAAAGAAAAUAAUAAAAAAUGGUACAAUGGAAUAAUUUAUUCCCUUACCGCACCUUCCUCUUCUCCACUUUCUUUUAAAAAGCAAGCUUAAUAUGUUUAAUACUUCUGUACAAACUUCAGGUUACCCAAAAGUACGAACAUAUAUCUUAGCUUUUUAACUGUAAACAUAUCCUCCAUAUUUGUAUCUUGCAUCAUGCCUUACUGUAUUUUCAAUAUGACUUUUUGGUUCCUGAAAUUCAUUUUGAUUGUGCAGAUAAAAUAUAACAGAUAGACUUCUACAGGGUAUGUAGCUAGUGUGUGAAAAUAGUCAAGAUCGAAGGAUCCUCAGGCAUGCACCUCCAGACGAUGGAGACCUCAGGUGCCAUCCUGGCACCCAGGCAUAUUCACUUGGUUGCAAAUGGCUGAUAGGUGCAAAAUACAUCUGGCGCCUGGCGAAUUUCAAACGCUCCUUCUGUGGUUCAGUGCUUAAGGUAAGAAGCACUGUGUAAUGCAGUGGGCUAUCAAGGAUGGGAUUUAGAAAGCCCCUUCUGUCCCAGGUGAAAUUGGAACCAUUGGAGCAAGUCCUGAGAAGGGCCAUUUCUAACAGACUCUUGUCUGAACGUCUGCAAAGCUACUGCUUAAAGUAGAUGCUUAAGUAGAUAAAUCAAUGGUCUGACUCUGUAAUCAGCUUCCUAGGACCACAUUUACUUCUUACUGACUACUUGAAUAGACUGCUGCCUAAACUCUCUUCCUUGAAUCUGUGCAGACUAAAGGGAAAAUCUGUACUCUGACUGAAGCUGGCAUUUUUGUGUUUUGUUUGUGGGUAAUCCCAUAGUUGUACUAAAGGGGGAUUUUUCACUGCAGAUUGCAGUUUGUAGCUUGGGCCUCACUGUUUGUGGUUUCCCCACCUACGCGGGGGAAUGCCUUUGUGUGAAGACUCCAAUACUCCCUGCAAUUCCUUUCUGAGCAAUCAUGCUGGAGGAGGCGGCGGCACUGGUCACAUGCAAAUGUUUCACAGAUGAAGUUUCUGAUGCAAAAGCAUCUCUGCAUUCUUAGCGUUAACACAGAGGUCACCAGCUGCUCAACCUUAGAAGAAAUAUCACAUGGGUAUGAGACAGUGGAAAUGGUUGAGGAAGAAAAGGAUAGGUAGGGUGGAGCUAGAACAUUAUGAAAAGUAAGUUAGCUGUCAGCUUUGGGGGUGGGCUAUCCUUCUAUAUGCGUUUAAUUUUCUGCACCCAAUUCCAGAAGAAAACACUAUAGGGUGGGGUGGGGGUGGGGUGGGAUUAAGGGUUAGUAGAUCUCUUCUGGAAAGAGCCGUAAGUUAUUGACAGUUGUGGGCUUUUUAAAUGAGAGUUUUUAGGACUGAAGGAAAUUUCUUUCUUAUUUUGCUUGAAAUUUUCCAUAUCUUAGAGUAUAGAAAGUAAAAUGCUCUGGGCAGAGUUUAAUUGCAUUUUCUACAAUGUAUUUCAAGUGUUUGUUACAUUUAUGAUCUUACAACAGCUCCCUGCAUUACUAUCUUCCUAUCGCAAAGGUUGUGGGUUGCCUAAGGUCACCAAGUGCCUAAGAUGAGCUGAGCAUUGGCACUGUCCGGCCAGCUGUAUAUCUUUAAUACAUAUGCGACCUGCAACAGCCUGUUGCAUUGGGGUUAACCAGUUGUGCCCUUUUCCAGAAAGCUCCCUUCCAUUCCCCACCACCCAUCGUUUUUCAUUUCCUCCCCUUUAACAUCCUAUGGCCACUGAACAUUCUUAACCCUCCUUAUCGUGUGUGUGUGUGUGUGUCCCUCCUUAGAAAAGCCACUCCAACAUAUUUUUGUACUUCUUCAAACCUAGGGGUUCCCCAAGCCAUGGCAUGUACCCUACUAUUGUGUGGAUGAUGCCCACUCAGAGAAUUAGUCCGCUCUCAGUACAUCCAUAACCUAACCUAUAAUAUCUAAUGAAGAACUUUCAAAUCAUAAUCAUCAAAUAAAGGGCAUGAGGCCAUGCAACAACAUUUCAGACCUGUGUAAGAAUCGUGCCCUUGGAAGUAAUAAGAGUCUGUGUAGCCACAAAUGCCUGGAGGGUUGUCCUUUUAAUUCUUACUUGGCAAGCUAAAUCCGAUAUUUGAGAUUUGCAGAUGCCUUAUAUACACACUGUUAAUAUUUAUUUGUUUAGGUGAUUUUCUGUAUUGCUUUAUGCCCCAAAGAAGUCUGAAUGUGGUUUACAGUAUUAUAAAACAUGCCAAAAAAAUACAACAACAAAAAUUUCACAUUUUGAAGCAGCAUGGAACAAUCAGAUAAGAUGCUCUUAAAACAUAAAGACAUACUAGAACAGUAAUAUAUGAGAGUCCAUAAUAACUGCCAGCAGACUUAAAGAAAGAAAGCAGAGACUACUAGCCCUACCCGUCCAAUAUGCAAGCCUGCCUUUUGUAAGUAGCGGUAGCACUCUCACUUCUGCUGUUGUAUCUCCAGUUUAAACUCACAAUAAAAGGUGGGGCAAAAUUACACACUUCCCAUCCCUGGUGUUCACUUCCAUUCCCUAGGGAGCACUUACAAUCAUUCUUCCCCCGAUGGUACCCAGAAAAACAACAGCAAUCAAAGGCAGUGAAUGUGCUAUAGCCCUUGGUGGAACCCAAAAGAGUUGACUUCAUAUUAAGAAAUAUACAGCUUGUAGGUAAAGGUGCCUUGAGUUGCUUGCAGUGAGAGAAUUUAAUAAACAAUAGUAAUAAGUAUCACUUAUUGUGUUCUGGAAGCUACCAACAUGAGUCUGACCAAACUGCGGGAGGCAGUGGAAGACAGGAGUGCCUGGCGUGCUCUGGUCCAUGGGGUCACGAAGAGUCGGACACGACUAAAGACUAAACAACAACAACAACAAUAAGUAUCACCUAGAAAGGUGUUGGUAUACAGAUUUUCAGUUCUACCCAUGAAAGCUUAUACCAUAAUAAGUCUAUUAGUCUAGAAUACUUUUUGUUGUAUUUGCUCUUUGCGGCUGUACACAGGGGUUGUUUUUUUUUAUGAUAAUAGGCUACCACACUUUCCCCUCUAAAUCUCUUACAUUAUCACUAACGAUAGAUUAUCACUGCCAGAUGGUGUAAUUUGUGUUCUGUUUCCUGACAGAUUAAUCAUAAUAUUUCAAGAUCUGGUUGCUGGCAGAGGAAAGUUUUUAUAUUUGAGCAGGAUGGACAUUUGGCAACAGACUGCUUAAAAGAAACAACACCCAGUGUUCAGCGCGAAGUAGUCAGCUGCUGAAACCCCAUGAAACCUCUGAUCUAGCUGCUUCCUUAAUACUUCAUGUGCCAAUGUGUGGUAAUUAGAGGAUGACUUGUCAGUUGCUGUCUCAGUGCAACUUAGCAAUGUUUUGAGUUAGGAUGUGGAUCCAUGCAUCUAUAACAGGCAUCCCCAACCUGCAGCCUAAUGUUUUGGCCUACAACUCCCAUGAACCCUAGCUAACAGGACCAGUGGUCAGGGAUGAUGGGAACUGUAGUCUCAAAACAUCUGAAGGGCCAAAGGUUGGGGAUGCCUGAUCUAUAAUCUCAAAUCCUUGUGAAAGUUGUGCUCCAGUCCAAUGUGCAGAUUUGUUUUUUUACUGUUCCUUUCAUGGUAUGGAAACAGUGGGUGGAAGACAAGUUUGCUAUGUUUUACCUCUCUACUAUCAGGGUCAUCAUGCUUUUGAAUGCUGCCUAGUUUGCAAACUUCCCACAAGCAUCUGGUUGGCCACUGUGAGAACAGGAUGCUGGACUAAAUGGGCCAUUGGCCUGAUCCAGCAGGUUGUUCUGUCCUUGCGUCCUUGAAUGUUCAUUCAACUAAUGAUAGAGUCAGAACUUCUUGAAGGCCCAAGUACUGCGGCAGGUAGCCUUCUCUCAGUCUACACUAAAGGAUUUUUUGCUUUGGAUGAUUGGAAAAUAAAACUUUAAAAUGACCUGGAAAUUCUGUAAGUGCAGUGAAUACUAUCCUGAAAAACAUACUUUGUUAAGAAAUGUAGUUUAUUAAAUCCAUCAAAUGGAGUUCUUCGUUUUGCAUAUUUAUGUAACUGAUAAUAUUAUGCGGUCAUUGUUUCCCUUAUGCUUAUGGUUUGAAUGAAAAACGACUGUGGUUUGCUCAGAUAAACUUGUACUUGUCCGUGCUGCUGCUUUGCUUCCUGUUUAGAAAUCUCAACGGCUUAUUCUUUCACGUUGAGUGUUGCAGCUAUAGUGCCACUUGUUCCUUAAAAGGCAAAGCACAAUGUGAGCGUGUGUGCAUGCAUUCACCAGCCUUGUAAACAGGCCCACAAAACUUCAUAGGGUCACAUCUAUAUCACACAUUUAAAGUACAUGGCUUCCACCCUUUUCCUGAAAAAAUAUAUAUUGGGAACCAUAAUUUACCCCUCACAGAACUACAGUUCCCAACACCCAGCACUAUAGUUAGUUCCCUGGAUUCUUUGAGGGGAGCUCUGUGCUUUAUAUACCGUAUUUUUUGCACCAUAACACUCACCUUUUUCCUCCUAGAAAGUAAGGGGAAAUGUCUGUGUGUGUUAUGGAGCGAAUGCCUACGGAUGACGGGGGGAUCUGCUGCAGUCGUGAGCAGAGGAUCCAUGGUUACAGCCUGCACCAAAAAAAUCACGCACCCACUGUUGCCUGGGGCCACAAUGGUGCAAAAACAUGGUUACAAAGCAUGGAUCCACAUGGAUCCUCAGGAUUUUUGCAUUGGGCUACCCCAAACUCACCGUCAGAUCACAUGUUGUUGUUAGCCGCCCUGAGCCCGGCUUCGGCUGGGGAGGGCGGGAUAUAAAUAAAAUUUAUGAUGAUGAUGAUGAUGAUGAUGAUGAUGAUGAUGAUGUCUGUGGCCGCAGCAUGAACCACAAAAAUCAUACAUCCACUGUUUUGUUUAGAAUAUUUUUUUUCUUGUUUUCCUCCUCUAAAAACUAUGUGCGUGUUAUGGUCGGGUGCGUGUUAUAGAGCGAAAAAUACGGUAUAUGGCGUGGAUGUUUCCUGCCUUGCUGGGGUCUGGCAGAAGAGAGAUGGAAAGCUCCAUCCCUCCUCCAGCAGCCUGCUACAUUUCCCUGCUGGGUGCAAAGGAGGGACAGAGUGUUUUGUCCCUUCUUUGCCUAUCCAUUCACUUGGGCUGCAUGAGUUUCCUUAUUGCCUACGGCUAUUGGGUAUGUGCUUUAAAAACAAGGCUGGUGUACCUGCACACUUCAUCAUCCAUACCUAAUGCCAUGAACAGAAGUUCAGAAAUCUAUUGUCAAGACAUAUGACAAGAAAUUGGUAGUAUAGAAAGUAAAAUUUCCAUCAUAAUCUGCUUUUUAAAUAAAUAAUGUGGCAGCCUGUUCACUAAAUCAAGGGAGUUUAUCGUAUUUGUUUUACCUUUCUUAUGCACUUCAUCUUCCAUAGUAUUUUCACCUGGUUCUAUAACUCAUGUCUUUAAGAAGCCAGAACUGGAAUGCAAUCUUGAGAAUGGCCCUAAGUGCAGGUACCAUAUAUUGGCUCAUACUAAACAGCUUUAAAAAGAGAGAAUUGGAUUUGUCCAAUUUUCAAAUCUGAAAUAAUACUUCGUGUUAAAUUAGGCCUUAGAAAGGAAGGAGACUUGAUGGAUGAAGAUAAUUUCAUAAUUCACUGAAGCUUUAGAGUCUGCAUAUUGAUUAAACAUUUAAAUUAAAGCCAAGAGCCCAAUCCACAGCCUAGCUUUUAUUGAAGUGUACCUCGUUUAAUUGAGUUUACCUGCAGGCUAAGUAGCACGGUUGGAAAUUGGUUCCACUAAAAUCCAUGCAUGUUUUCCAUUGGUGUAUAUCUUGCUUUUAGUCAAAGUAGUUUGGUACAGCUUGGACUUUUCAAACUCAAUAUGAUCAGCAUGGGGAGGUGAGGGAGUUGGGAGGUCUGGUGUUAGACCAGACUUGGCCGACAUCUGCUUACUUCCUUAACUUACCUUUCACCUUUCUGAUUCUACAAGCCUUAAGACUAAUUCAUGUAAUCUCAUCUAUCACAUGUUUACUGCCACUUUCGUAAUAGUUCUGUUAUUUGAAACUGGUGUUAAUGGGCCUGUCAUUGCAAAUAAUUCAUCUUCUUGCAAUGGAAUGAUAUGUCUGUUGAUGGAAGCAAAUUUAAUGAACGAUGAUCACCGGGUGGCAAGAUGAUAAUUUAACUGGUAGUAAGACUUGGUCAUUUUAGUGUUUUAGGAACAUAGUGCUGAAUAAUUCCUCAAGUAAUUUGAUAGGGUAUUUGUUCCCAAGAAUCUCAAGAGAGGAUAAGCAUCUCACCACACAGAUAAAUGGAGGAGCCACUUAGCAAUUCUCUGCAAGCUACUCUUCGUUACCAUGCAAUGAUUUAUUCAGUACCUUGCGUUAUUAUUGUCUAUUCAUCUUGUGAUUAGAAGUGAGAGAAGCUUCAGUCAUAUUAUAAACCCAUGUUGUUCAAUUUCUGCUUUCUCUUGCUCAAAUUAUCCAAAGCUGAGCUUUGCAGUGUUUAUGGGACACCAUCUGACCUCUGAGAAGAAAGACAAGAGCAAAGGAUUCAGACAAUUCUAACAGCUCUGCAGCAUCUCCUGAGUCAGAUGGAAUGGAGAGAGAGAGAGAGAGAGAGAGAGAGAGAGAGAGAGAGAGAUGUGUCUGCUCCCAAUUUCUUCAUAUAGAUCUUGUUAAGUUGUGGGUGAACAUAUCAGACGACACAGCGAUUCUUCAAACAGCUCUUGUUUAUUCAGAGGCCAGAACAGAACUGAGUUGAAGGGCUCAGUCAGCCUGCUUAUAUAGAGCUCCAGUAUAACGUUACUGUAGCAGCUUUCUAAAACUAUCCAAUCACUGAACGUCACUUUCGAUCCUUCAUUUGCAUAACUAUCUACAGUAUCCCCCUGCUGGCCCAGGGUGAGAACUUCAGUACAUAACAGAUCUUGACUAGUAUAGGAGACAGAAUGGACCUUUGCAGGGGCUUGGACUAGAUGACCUUUGGGGUCUCUUCCAACUCUGCAGUUCUAUGAUUCUGGAUCCAGAGAAGGCCUCUUCAAAGGAAGAUGCACCUGCCUCUUUCAAGGCAGUGGGAAUUACUUCCCUCACAUGACUGCAUUAAUUAUGCCCUUGGCCCAUCCAGUCAAGCCCUUUGUAUUAGAUAUUACCAGUCAUAAUGGGAAGGGAUCAAAAGGACAUAUAGUUGGCCUCCCUGCUACACACAGGAGAGUGUCUUAUAUUCUCUAAACAACAAAGAGUUUUGUGGCAUCUUAAAGUUUAUUAUGGCAUAAGCUUUCAAGAGUUUUCAGAUGCAUGAAAUGUUAUCCUGAGUUAUAAGUAUAUACAGCCGUAUCUUGGAAAUCAAACGGAAUCUGUCCUGGAAGUCUGUUCGAUUUCUGAAACAUUCAGCUUCCAAAGCUGAUUGGCUGCAGGAAGCUGCAGAAGCCCUGUCAGACGUUCGGCUUCCAAAAGAACAUUUGAAAACCAGAACACUCACUUCCAGUUUUCGAUCGUUCAGGAGCCGAAACGUACGAGUUCUGGAGCGUUCAAGAACCAAGGUACUACUGUACACCCAGUUUUGAGCCUAUGUGUGUGGUGGCGAGAGGGGAUUGCAGACUGAGGUCAGAAGGCAAGGAGAUGUCUGCACUGCAGUUUUUGCUGCAACAAGCUAUAAAGUGGCCAUCCCUUUGGAAAUUGAUCUUUCAUGUGGCAUGAAAUAUUCGAAUGCUGACGGUGAUGUGUGUGAAGAGUGGCUGUGUUGAAACAAUCACAUCCCUGCUUAAUAAACAAUGGCUACCAGCUUUGGCACAAGCCAGAACUUAAAUCAGCUUUGCAAAUUGAGGUUUAAAAUCCUGGCUUUUUCUGAAGCCGCUUAAUCAAAUUUCCCCAGUUCAGAUGAAAAAAGAAACUGACCUAUGGUGAUCUGGGAACUUGCCUUGUUUGGUUGCUUUGUGCUGCAAAGGAGCAAGGAAGGAGCUGUGCAUACAGGCAAAAGCCUUGUGUGUAUCUGCUCUUUGCAAGCUGAGUUGUGCCCAUGCAGAGUCCUUAAAAACAGGUAUCAGGAUAAUAGACUUUCCCACCUAUGAAGAUCAUAGAUAGUGGUUAACUACAAGCUUUUCUUUUUUUACAGACUUGCCUGGCUUAAUCUUAUAUAUGUGACUGAAGGAUGGCCCUGCUCCUGUUUUUUGGGAGCUGCUCUGUUUUCUAGAUUAGACUUUGCCAACCUGGUGCCCUCCAGAUGUUUAAAACUGUAACUCCCACCAGCUCCUUCUGAAAUGUGGUAGCUGGCUGGGGCUGAUGGCAAUUAUGGCGAAAAGAUAUCAGGAGAGCGCAAGGCUGCUGAUGGUGGUUGGAGGGUCUGAAGUGUAUUUCGUCAAGUCUUCUUGAGUAGCCAGAGGUUGGCAUCCCCCAUUAGCAGAGGACUUCACAGUUACGGAGUCCAUUGCCCCAGGGAUAACUGUGUGUGUGUUAACAAAUGCAUCCGAAACAGAUAUGCCAUUAAAAUAUAGAUUAGCUCUUUCUCUAAAAACAUUUUUCUUCACGUUUGCAUGAAAGCUGUGGACAAAGUAAAUAUUUUCUGAAUGGGUGGGGAACCUGUGCAAAAUAGCCACUGGCGAGGGAUCUUAGAAACUGUAGUUCAACAACACCUGGAAGGUCACAGGUUCCUCACUUAGUAAAGCGUAAAGUGCUGUGAUAGUCAAAUAAUAAUAAUUUUGCUUUUAUUGUUUGCAGGUUUUCCUUGCUACUCCUUAAUCUGGAGGAAUACUACUUCGAACAGCAUACAGCUAAUUACAUUUUUAACAAGGAUGGCAGAGAAAGAAGGUACAAUAGCACUUCCAUAAAACUGAGAAGACUGGAGAAGUUAUGGUGUUACAUCUGCUUAGAAUUCUGCAAUAACUUUUAAAUGUUUUUUCAACUCUUAGGAAAAUCAGGGGGUCAUUAAAAAUCUGCUCAAAAUCAGUGAUAUUUGAACCUGAUGAAAUAAGCCACCCCAUUAUUAAAGUAAGUACGUUAGUAACUGAUGGCAAUGGUUUGUGGUGUGCUUCAGUUUCAAAACAAAAUAAUUUAAUGUAUAUUUAUGUAAAUUCCUAUAGAUUCCAUUGAGAGACUGCAUUAAAAUAGAAGCACCAGAGGAUAGUGAUACAAAUGAUUUCUAUGCAGGGUAUGUGGUUUUUUGAAAGCGUUUGUCGAUAAUUUUUCCUUUUCUUUUUAGCUUGUGGUUUUAAUUGGUGUGGUGAUUGGUUUUCACAUCUGUGUUUUAGGGCACUCCCUGGACAGAUUUCUAUUUUAUCCAAUCAGGUAAGUUCCUCAUUCUCCAGAAUUUAGUAAAGGGUUAGGUGCAACAGAAUCCUAAACUCAUUUAGUUUAGGAUUCUGUUGCACCUAAACUCAUUUAGUUGAAAAUCAGCCUAACCAGGGACUUGCUUGUUGUGUGGCUUUAAAAAUACAUAUACAUAGUAUAUUGCAAUCACAGUCCAUCAUGUCAAUUUGUGGGGAAACCUACCCGUAGCAAUGUUUUUAAUGAUAGGGUGUUAGCUGUUAGGUAACAUUGACAUACAAAUGAGUUUAUUCUGCUGCUGAAUAAACCUGACAGAAAAUAUAUUUGAACAGAGAUAUCAGAUAAAUUGUGGUUGUGAAUAAUGGGAGGGCACACAUUAGAGCUACAGGUAAGAUGACUUAUCCAAAAAAAAUGCAGUUCAUGUAACCAUUAAAAGUCUUCUAAUACUAUGAUAACUGAAAAACAAAAAUGGUGGGUGGGAGGAGAUUGAGCAGGAGUGGCAGGAUGUGGGGGGUGGACAUGGAAGUCUUCUGCAUGCAAAGCAGUGCUCCACCCCUGAGCUAUGAGACUUCAAGAGGAAAAUAACCAACUGGCUAACACCUGUUGAGAUGGUCUCUUGACAAGGAAAGGUAUGAUUUAAAAGUUUUGUUUAAAUUUAUUUCAAUUUUAACUUCUGAAUUAGAUGGGUUUUAGAAAUGGCUUUAAGAAGAUAGGUGAUGGGAGGUGCAUUUCAAGUAAUAGGAAGGGAAAAAUUCAAGGAGGAAUAAUUAUAAUAAAUAUAAUUAAUACAAUACAAUACAAUACAAUACAAUACAAUACAUUUAUACCCCGCCCAUCUGGCUGGGUUGCCCCAGCCACUCUGGGUGGCUUCCAACACGUAUAAAAACAUAAUAAAACAAUCGGGUUUGGUAAGGGGGGGGGAGGGAUGAGAUGUUGAAACAUGGAUGUAAUUUUACAUUAUGAAAGAGAAAGAUGAAAGAACAUUUAAGGACAGAAAACAGUAGCAUUUGGGGAACAACGAAGAAAGACAAAUAAGAAAAUUUAUUCUAAAUAUAGUUUUUUAAAAAUUCAAAAAACUGUUGCCCAAAAGCACUCUCAAUAAUCUAUCCUCUUUCUUAGGCUUUUCUUACGAAAGAGCAAAAUGUCAUUGCACCCUUUAAAAUGGAAAGAGUGAGUAUAUAUUUACCCUGCUACUUGCAUGCAAAUAUCUUAACGUCAUAAAGCCUGUUGUUCCUGAAAGAACAGUAGCGGUAAGUUAUUUGAGGAAGUUCACUAAAAGAAAGCAAAGACUUGUGUUUGAGCGAGAGAGAACGCAAAUAUGUAGCAUUAGAUGGCACUUGCCUUUGUGAAUUUUUAUAUAUUAAUAAUUACAAUAUGAAAUUUAUACAGAUGCUGGUGCCUAUUUAAAAAAAGUUCAUGGGAAAUAGAUGAAUGGUGUUUGUAAAGGCAUUUGUUUUGUUCACCAAAUACUGCAAGCAUGAGAAAGAGUUUGAAGAAACUAGGGGGCUCGUAAAACAGCUAAUAUAGAUCCUAUAUUGCUGUACAGGGAAAUAAAAAUAUUACACUGAAAUAUAGAAGGUUAAUGUACAUGUGACUUGGGUGCCUGCUUUAUCUGAAUUGAAAUCAUAGAAUUAUAGAGUUGGGAGGGACCCAAGGGUCAUCUAGUCCAACCUCCUCCAAUGCAGGAAUCUUAACUAAAGUAUCCAUGAUAGAUGCCCACCCAAUCUCUCCUUAAAAACCUUCAAAUAUGUUAGAACCAGUUGUAAGGGCAGUUCAGGUUACCCACAAGGUGAUAUUUGUAACUUCCCCAUUCUGUCUAUUAUUGCAUGAAGUGCACAAAGCUGAUAUAUGAGUCCCUUGUACAUCUUCUCAUCCGGAAACUUCCAUUCUCUGACAUUUGAAUGGUAUAGUCAGCUUCAUGUCAGGUUACUUGCAAAGGGGUAUUUAUGCGUAUGACAUCAUAUGCAACCUCGUGAAAACUCUUGCUUUGUAGUUCAUAUCCUAAUAGGAACAGCCUGAAAAUCCUCAGAAGAGAGCAGCCCAUAACUCACAAAUGCAGCUAGUAGCAUCACUGCUGUGCAAGUGUAACAAGUUCACAGGCUGGAGGACAAGCAUGCUUUUCUAAAAAGAAUAUACAGACUCAGACCAUUGGUCCAUUUAGCUCAGUAUUGUCCAUGCAGAGAUGGCCAAGCUGGUGCCUUCUACACAUAAUGGGCUCAAACUCCCAUUGCUCUCACUGUCAUGGCCUGUGGUCAGGGGUGAUGGAAAUUGUAGUCCAGCAACCUCUGGAGUGCACCAUGGUGGUUAUCCCUGCUCUAUCUGGAGUGUCAGCAUCUCUCUGACCUUUCAUGCAGGAGUCUUUGCAGAUUCCUGGGACCUUUUGCAUAAAGAGCAUGUUCUGGACCACUGAGCUGUAGUUGUUUUUUCCUAAAAAGUCCGGUAAGUGGGUGUGACCCCUGGGUUUCAGUGUAAUUUUUAAUGGUUCACUUUUCUUUGUUAGGGUAAAACUGAAUACCUAUUUCAACUGGACGUUGCUGGGAAAGUUGACGAUGUUUUGCAUACCCUUCACCAGGUGAGAAUGCAGUUUGACAUGAUGGCAAAUGGCAAUUGUGCAUUAUUUUGGUACCUACAAAGGAGCAUAAAAUCCCCUUUGUAGUAAAAAAAUAUUGAGCAGAUAGCUCAUACAGGUGCAAAUAGUUCCUCCUCAGACAAGUUUGUUCUUGUCCAUAACCGAAUCUUGAACUACAAGCUUUCCUGGUCCAGGAAAUGGCCGUAGCUGCCAUGCCAAUCUCAGCUGGUAUGUGGCACCUCUCGCCACUGAGGCUACCUAGGCCUCCAGUGACAGAGCUAGAUCCAGAAGUUAUCUCCAGACUGCAAACCUCCAAGGAGGGUGGGUCCCCAUCCAGAAUAGGCAGUUGACCAAUUUCUUGGAAAUGGGGACCACUCACCCUCAGUACCUCAUUCUUGCCAGGAUUCAAUCUCAGAUUGUUUUCCUCGUCCAUCUCACCACUGCAUCCAAGAUGCGUCCAAGCACUGGCCCAUGGACUAGACCAGGGGUGUCCAACAGGUCAAUCGUGAUCUACUGGUAGAUCCCUGGGAGGUUUUGAUAGAUCACGGUAGAUCGCUGACUCCCUUUCCUUAGCGGUGGUAAAAUAGAAUCUGACCAUGCCCUGUCCUCUAUUGUUGCACAAUCUCCAGAACGGAAGACGGAGUUUUCUUAGGCUGAUUGUUUCCUUAGCGCUCUUUCGGUGAGCCACCUUUCCCCUUUCUCACUAAUAAAGCUCUGCAACUUUGCCCUGAACCCCUAAAAAACCAGGACUUUCCUCCCUAAAAAAAGCUGAACAACUUUGACCUGAACUGUGAGUAGAUUGCAGUCUCUUAGGAGUUGGCCGUCUCUGGACUAGAAAAUAUCUCCUGAUUCAGAUGUUAAAGAGAAAUAAAGCUGAGUGUCGCAAGCAUACUGAUGCUGCCUUGCUCCCAGAGGAUUCACAUAGGUAUUAAAUAGUGACUCUUGUGGUUGUGGAGGCAGCUGUUCCACAGACACCUGCCUGGAGGUGGAAAUGAAUCUGGCGCAGAAUGCUUUUCUACAGGCCUGACCUAUCCCUGGGGACUUCAGGUGCAUUAGAUAUAUCUAAAGAAACUCUUUUUUAAAUCUUCUUGCUUUUAUUUUUAAACAGCUGUACAGGGCAUCUCACCUGGACAAACUGGGGGACCAGGCUGCUAUGGUAAAUAUAUACUAUGGAUGUUGUAUUAGUGGAAACUAAUGUCUUAGGUUCAUGUCCAAAAUGUAAUGUAUUGUUUCCUUUUUUCAAAUUAGAUAACUGCUAUAUUGCAGUCACGUUUGGCCAGGACACCAUUUGAUAAGAACAGGUAUGCUUCUUAAUAUAAAUAAUUCACAUCAUAAAAAUUCCUUGCUUUUGAAUUUCAUUUCCUGUUUUUAGAAACCAUCUGCAUAGGAUGAUGUAAGGCAAAUAGUGUGCUAGCAGCAGGAGUCAUCUGCUUCCUUUAAUGCUUCCCUAACCAGUUACACAGUAGGCCAGGCUUCCUCAACCUCUCCCUCCAGAUGUUUUGAGACUACAAUUCCCAUCCUCCCUGACCACUGGUCCUGCUAGCUAGGGAUCAUGGGAGUUGUAGGCCAAAAACAUCUGGAGGGCCGAGGUUGAGGAAGCCUGCCCUAGGAGUUCCCCUGUUCCCCUUCCCUCUUUCAAUAUUUUUUAAGUUCUACACAUUUCAUAUGAAUGCUGGAGUAAAAUAAUUCAUUAUUGAGACCAGAGAAAAUGUCCAAAUAUGCCUAAAUGUGAAAAAUGUGAGGCAUCCUUGUUGCUUUGUUUUAUCCUGAAAGGAGAAAAAAAUAUUCUAUAAAUUCUGCAAUGCAUUAUGUGCUGAGGAGUCUUCAGGUUAUUGCAGAUUAUAAAGGUGAGGUAAAGAGAAUUGUUAUUUGUUAAUAGAAAUUAGAAAAUUGAAGUGAACUUUGUCUUUUAAAAAACACAUUAAGAGGUGUGAAAUAACCCAGCUAACCUUUAGCAGGUGACUGCAUUGAACAAAAUAAUUGUAGUUUGUUCCUCUUCUAGAUUUCAAAAUGUUUCUGAAACGUUGCAUAUGGAAUGCAAAGCUGAAAUGGUCACUCCGUUGGUGACUAAUCCAGGACUUGUAUGCAUCACUGAUGCAAACUUGUAUUUCCAGCCUCUUAAUGGCUACCCUGUAAGUAACCUGCACUAAAAAUUUCCAUCCUGCUGUUCUUUGAACCAUGAGCAAAUAACUGUCUAAAGUGUCUCAAAGUGCUUAUGUGAGGUUUUCCUAUGAGCCACACAAGUGAGCAUCAGGGGCAGCCUUGAUGGAUCUCUAGCUUGAGUCUGUGGAAGUUUCCAAAUUCUCAGUUCUGUUUCUCCAUAAUUCAAAAUUCACAUGCCAGGGCUAAGUUUCUCCAAUGAAAGCUGUCACUGUGCCCAUUUUGAAUUUCCAGUUGGGGAAUCAUACCAGUCAUUAUAUUUCAGGUAGAACAAGCGUGGGGACCCUCUGAGCCUCCAGAUAUUGCUGAACUAUGCCUCACAUGCAUGAUUGUUGGCCAUGCUGGCUGGCAUUGAUGGGAGCGAGUUCAACAUCUGGAGUCUCAAAGGUUCUCCACUAUGGAGGCAAAUAGUGCUCUGCCACUCACUGGUGGCUUACUGAAGUUCAUCCCUUCUUGUCUCUCCUCCACUCUUUGAAUAUUUUUGUAGUGUGUAGAGGUGGGGAAUCCUAAACCCCUGGCUUCUGUUUGAGCUCUGAGUUGGGUUACUACCAGUUGAAGUUAGGAUAUAGAUUUCAGGUUCCACUUAGAAAUGUCACAUUUUCAGAUGCUUCAUCUAGUGAACAUUACCUUCAACUUUUUGUCUGUUGUUGAUGUUCACUGAUUCAACCAGAAUGUUAAAGAAGUUGAGACUGUUAGCAAACUAUAAAUACUACAAUUCCUCAUAAAUGAGGCACACUGUGCUGUCUUGUUUCUUCGUUUUCAAAUCAGUAUGUGUAGUGAGCUGUUCGCUUAUGCCAUUGGGUGUUUCAUCUAUUACAGUCAGAUUUGGAGUCCGUGUAAAAUGGUGGAAAUGGAUUCUUAAUCCUUAGUCACAAGUUUGAUUUCCCCAGCCAACAAACAGCUUAUCCAUCAAACUAUUUCAAGUUGGCCUUUCUUGGAAUGCAUAUAGGUAACCUAGGUAAUUAAUUACAAAUGCAACUCCUUUGCAACUAAUAGGCUUUGAUUUUGAUUUGAUUUUUAAAUUCAACUAUUUAUUUUUUUCAUGUAAAAUCGGCUCUGGAUAACAAUGGAAUAUAGAGGGAAAUUCCCAAUCCUGUAAAAUGGAGAAGGUUUACCUAAGCCCAGGGGUCAGAAGCAGCCCUCAAGGACUCCCUGCCAGGCCUCUGGGACUUCCCAGACCACACCCACUUCCUUUCUUCCCAGGCCACAGCCCUUACCAGUUCUGCUUUGCAGCCUCCUUGGGUGUUUUUGCCUGUCUCAAAUGAGUCCUUACAUAGUAUUUUCUUGCUUGAACUGGCUAGCUCAAUUGGUUAGAGCAUGGUGCUGAUAACAUCAAGGUCUUGGGUCCAACCCCUAUACGGGACAGCUGCGUAUUCUUACAUUACAUAGAUGAUCCUCAGGGUACCUUCCAGCUCUGUGAUUCUAUAAUUAAGGAACUAGAUUGCACAGUACAAAGCCCAAAUUCACAUUUGUUGCUCUGCCUAGUUUUGCCUCAGGCCCCACCCACCAAUGGCAUGUGGCCCCCAGAAGCUUGCGUGGUGGAAAGGCAGCCCCGCCACUGCUAUAAACAAUGCAUGCGGAAAAUUGGGAGUAUUAUAUAUAUUUUUGUUCUGUGCAUUUCGUUACAGAAACCGGUGGUUCAGGUGAUGCUCCAUAGUGUCAGACGUAUCUAUAAAAGAAGGCACGGUCUAUUGCCGUUGGUAAGAGUAAAUUUUACUAUUGUCCCUUGGUCACACAAAUGUGCUUCGUUGUUUAAACUUGCAUCUUGACAUUCCAAAGAGAACACUUUUUGCGCCAUCCCUCAAACUGUGGCUCCAGUUUGACAUUCAUGUUGGCUUAUCUGUGUCAACCGUAUGAUUGGGGAAUAAAGGUACCUGGUUACAGUGCAGUUGCUCAGUAGUUUAUGGCAUAGCAAGUCCUAUCAUGGAUUAAAGCACAUCAUAUCAUGUUGCAACGUUCAUAUCUAUUUCAUAUUUCUAUAAAACCUAUGAUAGCUCUUGUGAACAAAUGUGUUGAGCAGAGAAAAUUUGACAGAAAAAAUUUAAAGUAGCAACAAUUGCCCUUCUAGUAAAAGCAUAGUAGGUUUAAAACUACGUUAUAUGCUGUACCUUUCAUUGGUGUAUAGAGAAUAGCUUGUAUUCCUCUGACAAGCAAAUUCUAAUAUUAUGAGGACAACAACAAAAAUACCAGAGGCUUUGCUUCACCUGAACUGUACUGUGCUAGUAUCCUGAAUUAUAAAGCUGCCUGAUGAACUUUUUCACUUCUGUCUCUCUCCAAUUUUGAAAGGGUCUCGAAGUAUUUUGCACUGAGAACAAUCUGUGUUCGGACAUCUAUUUGAAGUUCUACAACACUCAGGACAGAGACAAUGCCUAUUUCUUCAUGGCAACAUAUUUAGGUAUAAAUAACUGCUCUUUUUGGCAAAUUGGGGUGUGUGAGAUAAAGUUUGUCUCGUGUUUGUUUGUUUUGUUUUGUUUUGGUAUAGAUUUAAACUUGAGGGGAAGUUAAGUGUGUAUUAUUUUGGAAUGAAUGUGAAGUUGGAAUGAAAUUAACGCUAACACGUUGAAUUAGAAGUUGUUUUUGGCUUUGUGGAGAUCUUUGUGGAAAAUUUUGAGCACCACCUUAAAGCAGUAAUGUGUAGGAUAAGUAGUAGAAAGCAAUUGGACAUUUGCAACUGGUCAAAUGCUGCCUUAAGUUGUAGGGUAAGUAACAGUAAUGUGGGUUUCAUAGAGAAUUUUGCAUUUGAUUUUUUCAAAUGAAGGUUAGGGUAGUAUGUAUCAGAAAAAAUUCCAAUGCAAACUGAUUUCCCCCCAGUGCAUAUUACCUAAGAGAAUGAUCAAAAUUAGCAUGUUUAUUUUACUUGUAUUUAGUAAACAAAACUAAAAACUUUGAUGAUGUGAAGCCUGCCUAAUAUUUAUUUGCAGUUGGCAUGCAUUGUUAUCCAUGAACGUAUGAAAGUGGAAAAAAUCCCUUACUCAUCACCGACAAACAUCUUCCUACAUACAGAACUCCUAACCUGUAUUUUCCUGCAAGAGUGCUGCCCCGGGCUUCUGUUCCCUGUUGUAGCCUUUUAUCCCUCUCUCUUCUGUCCUUAAGUAUUGCCAUCUCAGCCUAUCUGUGUCUGCUUUCUUUAGUUCCCAUUAAAUGCUACUUUGUGAAGCCCUUGCCAAAAAGAUUAAGGGAGUGGAAUCGCUGUCCGACAAUAUAUUGUUCUCACUGUCAUGAUUCCUUUCUUCCCUGCCCCCACGUUAUCCUUCUUAUUUCAUAACUGGGCGCACAUGCUAUAGAAAGACCAGGAAAGACUUGUUAGUGAAUUUGAGGGAGAUUGUUUAAUCUGCUCAUCUUGGUGGUCAGUGAACAGUUUGUCAGACCAGUGGUCUGCCUUGCUUCAUGAGUGAUGACUGAAAGCCCUAGAUGCCUUGAAGGAUAAGUGUAGAGAAAACUAAUAGUGCACCCGUUAUGCCCGUUAGGUAUGCAGUGCUUCCAGAAGAGUCGUUUCAAAUGGCAUUUAUCUCUCCUCUGCUCUCUGUUGUCUGGUGUCUAGAGAAUCAUGUUACAGAGCACACAGCAGAGAGUUACAUGUUACAAUGGCAACGAGGGCAUAUUUCCAACUACCAGUACCUCCUUCACCUCAACAAUCUGGCUGAUCGGAGCUGCAAUGACCUCUCCCAGUAUCCCGUGUUUCCAUGGAUCAUAGCUGAUUAUUCUAGUUCAGAAUUGGGUAAGAACCUGUGUAGAAGAACAAGAGCAAGGAAUUGCUAGUUUCUUUUUCAAGAGCGAAUGUCAUGGGAUGGUGCAGAGCAUGCUUCUUGUGAAUUCUGAUUCUUACGUUGCCAAAGGCUGCUUCUUAUUCCAGACUCUUCGUUGCAUUGCAUUCAUCUGUCCAUGGUGUCAGUGGUGCAUAGCACUCAGUUAAGUAGUUGCUCGGCAUUCAGUGGUUUAGUGUACUUCAUAUAAGGAAUAUGCAGGUUGUGUCAUGAAAAUUUGAAACGGAAUCAGCGAAAAGGUGAGGGUCAAAUGCUAAUGAUCAUAGUACAUAGAGCUAAGCAGAAUUUGAGUAAUCCAAUAAACAUUGCUGCAUAGCUUCUGUUCAUUCGGCAAGGCUUGCACAAAAUCCAGUGGAGUUUGAGAUCAUUAUCAACAGUUUGGGGAUACCUGUGUUUAGAACUUUCAAAGCAUGUAUGUAAGCUAGAUCUGCCUUUGCCUCAACUUGCUUACCUCAGGAAGAGUAAAACAUCUGUCAAACCAUUUUGGAGAACUAUUAACUUGAUUGAUAUAAAUGCUGUUUUGAGAUAUUGAAGGAAGCAUAACUGAGUUUACAAUUUCACAGACAGGCUACCAUUCAGAACUAAAAUGGCUCCAAAAGUAAAAUGGGUAUCUUAAUUCUCUGCCUUCCUGAUUUGGUAAACUUGAGGCAAACCCAGAUGUACGCAUGCAUAACCAAACCACUGAGCGCAAGCUUAGCAAAAAGCAGAAGUGUGGGGAUCUCCUUUGUUCACUAAAUGGAGUGUGCUGUGGAUGAAAGUGGAAUCUGCCCUCUUUCUCCUGCCCCCCCUCCCUUUAUCUUCAGGUACUUUGCUGCUUCAGUCUUUCCUCUCUCUAGACUGGCUCUGAUUCCAGGAGUCCAUCAACUUGGUGGGGUGGAGAGUCUUCAAAAGCAGAGAAAGCGGGAGAGAGGGAUAUUUUUGCUCCCAUUCCACUGCACUCCAUUUUGUGGUAAAAGUGGAUCCUUAUUCUCGGUUCAUAGUCAAACCAAUGAGUGAAUGUUAGUGAACACAUGCGUGUCUUGAUUUGUCCCAAUUCCUGCAAAAUGAAACUUGCAGUUGUGAUUUUAAAAGAUUAAGGGCUAAUAUGAGAAAGUUGGCAGUUGGAUAAGAUUUGCCAUGGUAGUACUUUUCCAAAUGCACUGGAAAGGAGAAAAAAAAAAUCACUGGCCAUUGCUGUUUAGUUGUUGCAGAAGAUUAAUUCUUUUGAACUCUUUUUGUAGACUUGACAAAGCCAGAAACCUUUCGGGACCUCAGUAAGCCAGUAGGUGCACUAAAUAAAGAAAGGCUGGAAAGGCUGUUGGUAUGUAUUUGUUUUCUGUGAUUUUUUACACUUCGUAUUUUUUUAAAAAAAACCAGUUGAUCUAGUGCAUUUCUAAAUAUGGACAGUUAUGUUAUAAUGGAUGAGAAAUAUUUCAUGUUUCAGUAAAGUUCAGUGUAUUUCCUAUUGAACUGCAACUUAGUAUAUAGAAUUAUUUGGCUCUGACCCCUUCCCUUCCCUUCCCUACCCAAAGCAGUUAAGCCACCUGUUCCUAUCAAACUGCAGGAUCUAAACAGCAUUAAGUGUUUGCCCAAUGUUGACAUGCUUUGAUAUUUGCACAAAGAGUGGCAGGAUCCACAGAGGCAGCAGAUCCGGCCUCCAAGGAUGCAUCAUCCACUGCUGCUCCCUCAGUGGCAAUAACUUCAACAUGUUCCUUGGAGGCUGGAUUUGCCCACCUCCUCACCUCCCACCCCUGUUUCCAGUGUAGAGCUUCACAUACACCCCUCAUACUUCUUCCCUGGCUGGGGACGGCACCAUUUUGUGGCUCACCUCAGGCGCCAAAUUGUAUUGGGCCAGACCUGAUUCCCAGCCUCUUAACAAACCACCAAAGGAAAUUGUCACUGAGCAAUUUUUCUCCCUCUCUCUUUCUCCGCUGAUAGAUACGUUAUCGGGAAAUGCCAGAACCAAAGUUUAUGUAUGGGAGCCACUACUCGUCACCAGGUUAUGUUCUGUUUUAUCUUGUCAGAGUUGGUAAGUCACCUGCCAAGGUUCUCCUGAGUUUGUGGUCGUCAAGCUUGACUCAUCUGGUGUGAUAUCUGAGCUGUCUUGCUUCCACAGCACCAGAAUACAUGCUUUGCUUACAAAAUGGAAAGUUCGAUCAUCCUGACAGAAUGUUCAACAGGUUUGUUUCUUGUAUUUUAAUGGCAUUGCUGUGUUUUUGUUGAGUAUCUAAGUUAGUACAUAUCAGGAGGGGUAGAAUAGCACAGGAGUGAACAAUGCCUCAUUUGCAUGCAGAAGGUCUUGUUUCAGUCCUCAGCAUCUUCAGAUAGAAAAGGGAAAGACCCUUGUCUGAAUAUGCCGGGAAGCCACAGCCUGUCAGUGUGGACAAGUACUAAACUGGAUGAGACAGUGGCCUCACUCUGUAUAAGGGAGCCUUCUGUUUCCAAAGUUCCUAAGUAUUACUUGAAGGUUGAGGAGCUUAUUUUAGUCUCUGUUAUGAUCUACCCUAAUGGAAUUAUUGUAAUCCUUUUAUGUAUUGGUGUUGUUUUUUGUGUGCUGAUACAGCAUUUGAUAUAUUGUUUUAUUUGUGUUUUGAUUUUGUAGACUAAAUUUUUGCAUGGCUCCUAAAAGAUUAGGUGACAUAAAAUAAAUAAAUAACCUAUUUUGCUACCAAAAUCUUGCUCUGAAAUAAGACAUAUCUGAAACUUUAUUUUUGUUUUAUUCUCCUGCUAUUCAUAUCCAGUAUUGCAGAAACCUGGAAGAACUGUUUAGAUGGAGCAACAGACUUCAAAGAGGUAAAGAGCCUCCAAUACUUCCGUUUAUGUUAACUUGCUUCCAUUCUUCCUCUGAGAGCCAGUGUGGUGUAGUGGUUAACAGCAGUAGUCUCGUAAUCUGGGGAACCGGGUUCGCGUCUCCGCUCCUCCACAUGCAGCUGCUGGGUGACCUUGGGCCAGUCACACUUCUUUGAAGUCUCUCAGCCCCACUCACCUCACAGAGUGUUUGUUGUGGGGGAGGAAAGGAAAGGAGAAUGUUAGCCGCUUUGAGACUCCUUAAAGGGAGUGAAAGGCGGGAUAUCAAAUCCAAAUUCUUCUUCUUCUCUUGCCUACUGAGAGUUUGCAGCAUUCCAUUUUUAAAAGUACAGAAUGCAGAAACAAUUUACAAUAAAUCAGUUCAGGGCCUUAUCAGAACCAUUGGGAUGGGGCCACAGCUCAAUGGUAGAACGCAUGCUUUGAAUGCAGAAGGUCCCAUCUUGAAUCCCAGCAUUUCUGGUUAUAAGGAUCAGAUUAUAUGGGACCUCUUCAUGACUGAUCUGUAGUCAGACAAUAAUACUGAAUUACAUGGACACGUGUGCCAAUUUGGCAGAACGCAGCUGCUUAAACUUGAAACCUGGCAGAGCACCUUCAUGAUCUUAGUGGUGUCUUUUGACAUAUUAUGUGUAGGCUGCUGUUUAUGAUAAGCCUUCUAGACUUUAAUCUAGUAGAUUCUAGUAGGUUCACUGGCAAAACCAUGCAGGCCACCUGGAUUCUAUUUUUAGGUCUGAAUGCACUUCCGGGAUCUAGGUUAGGAGUCUGCUUAUGACCAGGUACGCCUGGAGUGCAAACCAGCAGCAAUAUAAGGGCAUCUUGGCAUCAAUUUUUCCUCUGCAAUUUGUAGCAGUACAUACCUGUAUUGUGGCAUUGAAUUAUACUUUUCCCUACUGGCCGGUGAACUAUAGUGGGAAACUUGUGCAAUGUGUCAUCAAUAAGUGUUCCUAAAUAUUGCAGAGAAGACGGGAAGAACUUGCCAGGGAUGCAGUCUUUGGCAGCAUUGUCAUAUUUUGCCCACAAUCUGCAGUUCCAGUCCAUGUUUAUAAGGCGAGCUUUAUGCUGAAUGAGACCCAAUUAGGUUCUGGAUAGUGGCCAGGGCUGAUGCUUGUUUCCUCUUAAGUGGUGGUCUGUACUUGGCAAGGGAGCUGAGUCAUCCAGUUCUGCUUGAUGCGUAGGUUUUCUGUUUCAUUUUUCAAAUCAAAACCCAGAGCAGCGAACGUAAGUCAAGCUGUGAGAUACCUUUUGAAACACUGAAGUCUGUUGUGUGGUCACAUCCAAUAUGAAUUCCCCCCCCCUCCCGUGUGCUAAGUUUGGAAACACUGAUUAUAGUUUUUAAGUACCGCAGCAGUAAUAAUAAUAACAACAACGCAAUCUUGUUCCACACUUUUUAUUUAUUUUUAGUUGAUUCCUGAGUUCUAUGAAAAUGAUUCCAGUUUCCUACUGAAUAGUCUGAAAUUGGACUUGGGGAAGACGCAAGGAGGAAAGAUUGUGGACAAUGUAGAACUUCCCCCUUGGGCAUCGGGUAAAUAGAAUUUUGGAAGCACUUAAUAAUCUGCUUUGGAGAUCUGCUUUCAUUCAUCUCAAGAGCCUGGGAAAUAGUCGGUGUAUUUGUACCAUUCCUUCUUCCAUGUAUCCAGAGUAGUUCUUUUCAUUAUUUAAAUACGAUGGGUGAAAUCUGGUUUGUGCCUUUGCACUCACAGAAGGAUCUUUUGAUCUAGCUGAUGACUUCAGUAACAGCAGAAAAGAGGCAGUUUUUGCCAGUUCCCUCUCCCACCUGCAACCAUCAGGGUGGAAGGUGACAUGGAGGGGGGAAGACGAUGGGCAAAUUGGCCGGAAUCCCCUCCCUCCAGGUAUCCACUGGAUCAAAGAGAGCAAUCAAAUGAAACUUUAACACAUGGCAUGAUAAAAGUUUGUAAUUUUGUCAGGACAAGUUAUUCGUUGUUUACUGUUGCAACAAUUGUUUUCUCAAAAUUUAUCUUCUGUACCAUGAAAAUAAAUAAAAACAUUUUUUAAAAUCCUUCUGUUACUGCAAGGCCACCAAAAGGAUUCCACUGGGUAUGUUUAAUAAAAAGUUGUUGUAUCCUGAAAAAUGAUUCUUCGAAACAUGUCUGAAGUGCUGAUUAGUAUUAUCACCCAACGCUUCUAGUGAGUUCUUUCUUUUAAAAAAAAGCUGAGAGGGAAGAGGGAGUGGGGGUUUUAUUCUCACUUAACAAGGAAACAUUGGCACCAUCUCUUUCAGAUGCUGAUGAUUUUCUCCAGAAGAGCCAAGACGCUUUAGAAAGCCAGUAUGUGUCAGAACAUCUCCAUGAAUGGAUUGACUUAGUGUUUGGCUACAAGCAGAAGGGAAACGAGGCCAUUGCAGCUCAGAACGGUGAUUCCCCCCUACCCCACUUUUAUAAAAAGAAAAUGCAAAUGGAUACUUUAAACUGUUAAACUUUGUGGUGGUAAUAUCAGGGUUUUUCAUGAAGGAACACGGUGUGCAGAGCAUAUCAGUUAGGAAAUUCUUCUAUGUACGCUGUAAAUUAUAGCCAUGAUAAAGUCAGAUGUACGAAUUUUUUAAAAAAUAAAGUUAGUUGAAAUUUACUGUGUAUAAGGUGACAGGGUUGUGAGAACGACAGAGUGUUGUAGUAUUGUUUUGUUGAACCAACAGUCCUGUAAUCAGAAACAUUUUCACUUUGUGUGUCUGCUCUCUGCUUCUUUUUAGUAUUUCAUCCAUUAACCUAUGAAGGAGGAGUAGACUUGAACAGGUAACUGAGUUAACAGUAAAGGACUGGGUGGGCAGAUUACCUCCAGCUUUAAUUAAAAAUAUUAUGUUCUCUUCCAACAUAAAAUGUUUUCGUACCAGUUUUCUUUGUGGUGAGCUUUUUGCAUGUAUCUUGAUAGAAUGGGGCUGUUUGUUGCUGGAUUCUUUAAAAAGUCAGGCAUAUGUGCUAAUAGCAACCUUCUCUGGGAGUAGCCAAAACAGCACCAUCCAUGCAUAAAAGGAAAGUAUUAGCAGGCUUGGGAAAUCUUCAGGGUUUGUAGAAGUUAAGCAAACAAACCAAUUCCUGGGAAACCCCACCGAAUAGUCCAGUGAGGAUGCUCAUUGGCCACAGAAAGCUGAUGGACUGUCAGAGACUGUCAGAGUGUAUGUGUGUACAAAAUCUAGAAGGGAAUAUCAUGGAAGAAGGCAUGGCUAGCUCGCUUGAAGAGGCACUCUGCACUACAACAUUGCGUUGCAGGUCCCACUUGUAAUUGCAAACAGUUGGUGAGGUGCCCUUUACCACAGAGCUGGUGGCAUCUAAACUGCAGGCACUGCAGAUAGGGAAAAAUAAUUUCUCAUAACUUACAAAGAAAAGUUGAAAAGCUGCAAGUUUCCUGCUUCUACAGUAAGAAACACAUGGAAUCACUUGGACUGCAGCUUUCUUGGCUGGCUAAACCACGGCUUAUGAAGCCAGAAAUGAGCCCUGGGCCCGCACCCCUUGCCAUCCUUGUAUCCACUUGCACACUGUCUUCAGCAUGGAGAUGCUGAUUUGUUUCAACCGGAGUGGGUGGCGUGGUCUAAACCAGGAGUCAGCAACCUUUUUCAGUCCUGGGCCACUCCACCAACCCUCAGACCAUUUGGUGGGCUGACUAUAUUGGGGGGGGGGGGCGGAAUAUGAACAAAUUCCUAUGUCCCACAAAUAACCCAGAGAUGCAUUUUAAAUAAAAGGACACAUUCUGCUCAUGUAAAAACACUCUGAUUCCCGGACCGUCCGUCGGCCGGAUUGAGAAGGUGAUUGGGCCGCAUUUGGCCCAUGGGCCUUAGGUUGCCUACCCCUCGUCUAAACCACUGAGCCUCUUAGGCUUGUUGAUUAGAAGGUCAGCAGUUUGAAUCCGCACGACUGGGUGAGCUCCUGUUGCUCUGCCCCAGCUUCUGCCAACCUAGCAGUUCAAAAGCAUACCAGUACAAGCAGAUAAAUAGGGAGCACUGUGGUGGGAAGGUAAACAGUGUUUCUGUGUGCUCUCGCACUCAUCACGGUCCUCUGUGCCAGUAGCAGUUUAGUCAUGCUAGCCACAUGGCCCGGAAAGCUGUCUGUGGACAAACGCCGGCUCCCUCGGCCUGAAAAGCGAGAUGAGCGAGGCAUCCCAUAGUCACCUUUGACUGGACGUAACUGUUCAGGGGUCCUUCAUCUUUUACCCUCUUAACCUCCCAGGAACCUCUGUUUUGAACACCCAGGAACUCCACACUGAAGCUAGUGUACAUAAGCUGGUAAUGCAAAAAUGCUUAUGAAAAUGGGAACAUUGUACCCUAUCAGCUCAUUACAAGCAUAAUUUCUUUCUCUAAGGCCUUACAAUGUACUCAUGAUAAAGUAGCUUUGCCAGCUAUUUUGAAUGUCUUGUGGCUUCCAUUUUUGUUCUGUAAGGUCCAUAAAUCUGAUGUGCAUGUCAGCAGGAACGAUGCUUACUGCAUACAUGCAUGACAUAUUUGGGGAGUUAAUAUAAAAUCCAUUUGCGUACGCAAGUAAGGGAAAAAGCAGUUCUGGUUAAUGCAUGCCUGUCGUUGUCAUAACAUAUAAACUGGAGUUAUAAAUACUUCCUGUUCUAGAUGGAUUAAUGUGGUAUAACCAAAUUUGAUAUCCCUACGUUUUUCUUCUCUUUUUCCAUGAAGUAAUAUGGACCCAAAUGAGCGAGUAGCGCUGUUGACACAAAUCCUAGAGUUUGGACAGACUCCAAAACAGUUAUUUACAAUCCCUCAUCCUCGGAGGAUUAUCCCGAAGUUCAAAAGUUUUCCUCGAGCAUCCAGUCAUGAUUUUUCGAUGCCUGAGUCACCAGGUAAAUUUGGUGGGGCUACAGAUAUUGCUGUUAGAAUGAUAGAAUUGCAGAGUUGGAAGGGGCCCUGAGGGUCUAUGUACUGUAUUUGAUAAUUCAGCUGACUUUAAUUGUGUUUCUUUGUCCAACAAGUUCAAUAUAAAGAUUUAGGUCAGACGCUCUGAAAAAUAGUGGUGUAUCAGUUUGCAAAAAUCCCUUCCAGCAGUCAGAGUGGGAAAGGGGCUUUUGCAUGCUGUUAUUAUUGCCUAGGAAGUUGCAAUUCGGGGGGAAGGGGGUAUGUAGAGAUAAAUUGGCCCUUCCUUGGAAGGAAAAAACCCCAGAGUUUCUAAAUGUGAUAACUCAAGUUUCAGCCUACUUUUUAAGCUUUGGUGCUCUUCUGGCACUUUAACAGUGUGGCCUUCCAUUGUUUCAACCAUGUCUCACACCACACACUCCACAUUGGUUAAACUGGUAGGGUAUCAUAAAAUGCUCUUUAGGAGGCAACAUGGAGACAGAAGGGAAUGUGAAAGAGGCUGAAUAAACUGUAGUUGGCUCACUAUAUGAAAUCUGUAAUAUAUCUCUUCCCUGCUACUGUAUUUCGUUUGAGGGGGGGGAGGGAUUCAUUAUUAGCUGACAUAUUUUAUUGUCUGUUAGUUUCUCCAGGUGAAGAAUCUUUUGAAGAUCUAACAGAAGAAAGUAUAACGCUUGCUUGGAACCACAUGACCAGAUUAAAGAUAGAUGGGCAACACAAGAUUCACAGAGGGUAAACUUUGUAGCAUACAGCAUACAGAGGAGGUGUCUAGAAUGAGACAGUAAAACACUUUGAACCUUGUAGAACACAGUGCAGCCUAGUCAAUUAGAAGAAAAAUGUAAUAUUUUGAGGGAGGGGGAUUUUGCUUUGUUGGAACAGGGGUCAAAUACGUGGAUUUGCAAUGCAAGGAUUAGGCUAAAUGACAUGAUUGUCCUUACUGAUAUCAGUUGGGUUUUUUUUUUAUUUACUGCAUAUUUUUAUCCUGACUUCUUAUAAAAUAUUCAGAGCAGCAAAUAAAUAUACAGAAACUAAAGUGAUUAAAUCAAAUAUUAAAAAGUGAUACUCAGUUACAAGAUUGAAAAUAAUACAAAAGCAGCAGCUGUCAAAUAUCGAUUUCAAAAGGCAAUGCCUAUUUGGAAAGAGAUGCCUUGUGGGUAUCUUAAGUGCAUUAGACCCAGGCAGUUUAAGACUUUAAAAGCCCAGCAUAUUAAAUGAGCCUGGAAACAAAUGCGUAGCCAACACAGAUAGCAAACAUAGUUAUGGCUGACAUACCAGCAUUAGCCAGCCACCAUCAGGAAGCACAGAUGACUUACUAGUCUGACACUAGAAUAUUCUACUUGCUUCAGUAGGGGUGUCUUGGGCAACAGAUUGCUGGAAUUUUGUGAUUUAUGCGAUUCCAGAACUGUGUAAAAGUGUAUCAACAUUUUCAGAUGCAAACAGCACACUUAACCAUUGAAUUUGGUGGGACUUACUACUUAGUAGACCUGAUUAGGUUUACACUGCCAGAUAUUAAUCACAGUUCCUUGCUAUGUUUUGAACAGGGCAAUCACUGGAAUUGCUGUGCCUUACAGUUCCAACCAGUCUUCUAUUUUCACUACAUCUCAAGGUGAGUCGUGCUGUCAAGCCUCAGUAAUACGAACAUUAUUCAGUGACACUGUGUAGCCCCUUUCCAAUGGUCAGCAUAGAAUUCCUCUUUGAAUAGACUCAGCAGAGACCUAUGAUCUGUAAAAGCAGUAUUUGUGGUUUUUCCCCACACUAUAUUCCUAGAAGCCUUGGGUCAGAGUUGUAGGUUGUGUGGAGAAAAAGCACAGGGUAUGCAUGGUAUGCGGUUAGAAGCUGGCUUUCUUUUCUUUUUUUAAAUCAGUUUUUGUUGUUUUUCUUAAAAAAGUAUCCCACAUCAUGUUUUUAUCUCUGAUUACUAUGACAGAGUUCACAGUUCACAUCAGUGCUUACUGACAUUUCAUAAGCUAGGGAAGCUCUACAAAGCAACGUUUUCAAAGGUUGGCAAUUGAAUUUUAGUAUCCCACAUUGUUUAUUGCCUCUCCCCAUGAUGGGAGAAAAAAAUACAGCAUAAAUUAUGCAGAACAGGAUGAUCUAUGCAGGAUGAUCUAUACUAAUAGCAAAAUCAAUCUGAGUGCUGGUAUUUAUGUAGCUAAAAAGAAAGUGUCCUUUCUGUUCUGAGGAGAACUGGCCAGGAAAGGACACUGUUAGUGGCACAUCCCUUCCAGACCAGCUUCUCCUUGCUCUGGGCAGCCUCUCCACCUGUAGAGGUGCUUUGAAAGCUCAGACAGCUGGCCUGAUCUGUGGCUCAGAGUCACAGUCGAGAGAGAGAACACGUGGGGGACAAUCCAGAGGACAGAAAUUUUUUUGCCCCUGUUGGGAGGGGACCCGUGUUUAUACUCAGGCUGGGCAAAAUAUCCUCCCCAUUGCAGCACCAUUCAGCCCCACAAAAGUGGAGCUUAAUGGUGAUUCUCAGGGAGAGGUGCAAAUGCGAUAACUUUUUGGUGGGAGAUGGACUUACCAUUGAAGACAGGGUGGCCGAAGUUUGUUUUUCUAGGUUUUCUCUAAUAGGGGAAAAAGUUUUGCUGCUGUUUCUAGUGGCGGUUUAGCUGCCCGCAGCACUCUGCUGCUGUUCUUCUGGUAACUGGGGACAGAUUGCCUCAGGGGAACCAUGAUAUAUUCCUUGUGCAAGAAAUAAAAGCAUAGUGCAAAGAUUAAUUUUGCACGUGUCAGCAGUUCCACGUGUAGUCUCAGUGUGUGUGGCCUCACACAUGUCUCAGUCUGGCUCUGCAUAGAAGUAUACUCCAGCAGUUUGCUGAUGGGAUCUUUGUAUCUUGUUGAUUUGAUAAAACAACUUGGAAAUCACUGAUAUGGUGCUGCUUUCCAUUCUUCUCUCAAAAUCUGCAUUAGAUUCAACCCUGAAGAUGUUUUCUGCUGAAUCAAAAAUGCUGCAGCGGAGUAUAUCCUUUUCAAACAUGGUGAGUGCUUCCAGGCUUGUAUAAUCUUACAGCUGAUCUUGCGGAAUGUCUCCAUAAUUUAAUACAACGUAUUCCGCCCCCCCCCCCGGUAACUACUGUAGCUUACCAGUUUAAUUCUAGCAGGUAUGCUGUAAUUGAACUUUUUCGCUGCUCAAAUGUCUAGAGAGCUACUUCCAACUCUUAAUAGACAUUGUGUAGUAAACCUAUAACUCACAAGUGAACAUCACACAGCCAUAUGUGCCUUUCACCUUGUGUUGUCCCCCAGUUGACAAUCUGCUCCAUCUAGGCAGGAGGAAAAAACUGAGUAGAGCAAGCUGACCUCCCACAAAUCAUUGUUCCUGCCUACAGCAGGGCACGUGAUUGGAAUAGAACCCAACCCAGUUAACCCCUUGCCAACCUAUGGAAAUUUACCACAGUUGCAGUCAAUCUUGCAGCUUCCCCUGUCCAUUUGCAGGUUCCUUCCGUGCUCUGGCAGCAGCUCAUAACAACCAGAUAAUGUUAAGACUCCUGACUCUCAUCAGCCCCAGGCAGCAUGACAAGAGAUCUGGAAAGAGAGGGAGCUGGGAGUCCAACAAGAGUGAGGUCAUAGGCUCCCAUAGCAUCUUCUGGAUGCUUUGUGUUGUGCACUCUGUUGUUGAACACUGAAGCUGUACCAUUUGAUACGGAAGCGAUGGGAAGGCGAUAGUGGCAGAGUGCAGUGUUGGGGGAUGGGUAGUGACUGGCAAGUACUUCAUACCAGCUGGAGUUGUUGCAGUAGAGUCUCUGAGAGCAGAAGCUGGAGUGUGUGUAUGUUAGUGUGUUUCUGGGGAAAGGAGGCACCUCCCUCUUUUCUCCACCCUGGAUGAAUCAGUGGAUGGGCAAUCUCUGUUAAUGACCAUUAUCUUUUUAACCUGGAGAGAGAAGAGCAUCGCUCAGGAGUCCAAUAUAGUGGGGGUAGGAAAGGGAGAGGCUUGUAAGAAUAUGUGUGCUGUACCUCUGUGUGCAGCCCCGGACCCACCAACAUGCAUGUGCAACAGAGCUUAAAAUGCUUUCCACCCCUUCUGUAGCUCCAUUACCUUAGAGCUUCAUCUCUGCACACAAACAAAUUGUGUUAUAAGCUUCUAGUAAUAGAUAUUUGUUCAAAUGUGUUUAUUUUCUCUUCUUUUUCGCAAUAGCAAAAUUGGUUUGUGCCGCUGCACAAUCAGAUCUUGAGCUCCUAGGACACAGAUGGUGCUUGCGAUGAGACGGGCUUGUAAUGUACUAAUGUGUUCUUGCAAGUCUAUCAUUAAAUUGAACAUUGUCAUCUUUUUGUCAUAGGCUCUGUCAUCUUGUUUAAUCCUACCGGGCGAUACUACUGUCGUAUGUUCUUCAUGGGACAACAAUAUGUAUGUAAUUUUACCUUGUACCGAAUUGUAUAUAAUACCAGUUGGUAGCUUUUAUAUUAAAGAGCUAAAAAUGAAUAUAUUUCACCUGCUAACUGCCUUACUGGGGAGGUAAGGCCUUUUUAUAUUGGAAGCACUUUUUCAAAGUUGGAAACGUGGACUGAUUAAAAUAAUAAAUGAACUGAAUAAAAAUUUGUGCUUUGAAAUAUAACUAUUUAAAAUAUUUAUAUCUAUUUUAUUAUUUCUGUUAGCUAUUUCUAUUCAAUAGCUUUUGCAAGGAGGCAGGAUACAUUAAUGGGACACGAUGAUGCUGUCAGCAAGAUCUGUUGGCACAAUGAUCGUUUAUAUUCUGCAUCUUGGGAUUCAACUGUAAAAGUACGUAGAGUUCUCCACUUGAUAUGAAUUUGUUGUGAUGAAAGCUUUUAAUCAUUUGAGCAAGGAUUGCCAUUGUAUCCUAGAUUUGUCAGAAACGGCUCUGGUUGUCCAUGUAAGUCACCUGUUUGUGGUGGCAGGACUGACUGUUCCAACUAUUAGGAAGUAGUGAGAGAAGCAUGGGGUAAGAAAUACAGUAGGAUCACCAUUGUAGGGUAAUUAACAAACGAAUUGCCUGAAUCCCUAGAUUCAAAGCAUUGGCCUAAACAUUUUAAAAUAAUCUCUAUGUGGUGGUUAUUUCCUGUAGUGCCUGUUGGGUAGUUCAUCCAUGAAUUUCCCCCAUUUUUUCCAUGCUGCUGUUGCUGAGAAUUUAAAACAGGACUGGGCAGCCUCCAGAUGCUGCUGUUAUAGAAUCAUAGACGAAGAGACCCAAGGUCUCUAGUCAUCUGGUCCAACCCCCUGCUAUGCAGGAAUCUCAGCUAAAGCAUCCAUGACAGAUGGCCAUCCAACCUCUGCUGAAAAACCUCCAAGGAAAAAAAGUCCACAACCUCCCACCAUGGAACAGCUCUUAUUGUCAGAAAGUUCCCACUGAUGUUUAGUUGGAAUCUCUUUUCUUGUAACUUGAAGCCAUUGGUUUGAGUCCUACCCUCCAGAGCAGGAGAGAACAAGCUUGCUCCAUCUUCCGUGUGACAGCCCCUUAGGAGAUUUGAUAGCCAUCUUCAAAUAUCUAUCAGUCUCCUCUUACCCAGGCCAAACAUAUGCAACUCCCCCAACUGUAAGGCUUGGUUUGCAUCACACCGUUGACUCAUGUUGUUGGCUUAAUCUGCCAUUAUCCUUGACAACUGGCAGUGCUGGCUGAUGCCGAUGGAAGUUGGGAGUCCAGCAACAUCUGGAAAGCCACAAGCUCUCCAUCCCAAAAAUUACAAAUUAGCUCUUACUUUUAGGUUACUUAAAUUGUCAUAUCUGGCCAAAGGAGAAGCUUACGUCAGUUCAAAUAUUUGUGUUCUAGGUGUGGCAGUGCAUUCCUGCAGACUUACUGGGCACCAAGAAGCGGUUUGAAUUGCUUGCUGAAUUGGAACAUGAUGUUAGUGUGAGUAUUAAGAUACUUGUGUGCACAUAUAUUUUGUUUCAAUUCAAACUUCAGCAAAACAAAUUUUGGGGGUGGGGCGGGAGGGAAGUCUGUGUGAAGGCUUAUUUUAAAGAUGUAUUGCCAUUGCCUGAAAGGUCAGAAUUGGUAACAGCAAUAUGCAAAUACAAUGUGAUGUUUUCUUCAUAUUCCAGUGAUUAUUUAGACAUAGGUUUGAGAAACCACGGGAAGUAGGAAGAGGGGCACACACAUGUCCACAUGCAUACACACAUAUAUGAGAAACCUUUUUCCUGUUUUUAAAUGAAAACUUGAUUUCAGUUUUCCACUUGUGGAAAAUGCUCUGUGUUUGAUUAUCUUUACAUACUACCAUCUAUAUAUCUGCUGCUUUACGUAGAAUGAGACAACAGGUUCUUAUGGGUUUACAAUCUCGGUCUCAAAAAGCAAUAUGAAAGCCACUCCUCUUGAUGAUUUCAGCAUAGGUAUGUUGGCAGUGUCUGUAUAUUUGGACUUGUUUAAUACAUAAAACAAGUGUAUUUAGAUUAGAUUAACCCAGCAAUGUAUCUUCAUGAAGAAAAACUAAUGUAUAAUUUUUUUAAUCAUUUACAUGUUGAGCUUAAAUUUUGAAAAUGUAGUUAUCUGCAUCUUAACAAAUUAUGCCUGUAUUCCUGGAAUAUAGAUCUGUAACACUAGGAGAAUUCAGUAAUAGUUCCCCGAAGCACUGCCAAAAAGGACCAUGUAGAAGAUUUGUUUAUUUGACUUGUUAGCAUCUCACUACAAGAGUCUUUAAGCAGCUUACAAAAAAUUAAGAAUCAAAGGAUAAAAACAAAAAAAUACAUUACAAUAAAGCCAUUACAUUGACUGUUUAUAAGACCCUAGGAUCCAGGCCACUGUGCAUAUUGCCUUGAAUGUUUAAGUGCUCUAGUCAUGACUGACUGCCUUUUAGAUGCUUGCUUACUUGCCUUUCUUGCUUCAUGGUGCUUGUUACUUCUUUAAUCAUCUCAUACAUAUGCCUAAUUACCUAGGUAAAUACAAUCAACUUGAAUGCUGCAUAUACCCUGCUGGCAUCAGGAACAAAAGAAGGAUCCAUUAGUAUCUGGGAUGUUACUACUGCUUCUAUCUUGCAUCAACUUCCAUGCCAUUCAGGGACUGUCUCUGAUGCUGCUUUUAGUCCCGGUAUGUUAUGUGUUAAUGUCUUCUAAAAUAUAUACAUUGUGAAGAGAAAAAUACUUCAGUCUGCUGCGAGAUAAUUCAGAGACAUUCCUAUUGAAUUGAUAUAUCCAGUGUGACCAUAUGCAUGUUUAUUCAGAAGCAAGCUCCAGUGUGUUCGGUUGGGCUUACUCCUACGUAAAGUGUAUGUAGGAUUGCAACCAACGUGCUCCCCUCUGAUUAGGGCUUUGUAAUUUUAGUGUGUAUCCACCCUCACUCUGCAGUCAUACAAAAGACCGGAAAUGAAGUAACCCAUGAAAAUUGGGAGUAGCUUGCCUACCAAAACAUCCUAAUGUUAAAUCAUUUGUAUUGCGUUGUUGGCCUGAAACAAAAAAGCCAUCCAAAUAAUUUUGUUUGCUUAAAUAAACCUUUCUGCCAAGAGAUGUUUUGGUAAAGCAAGCCACCAGCUAAGUUGGAUUUAUAAGCACCCAUCCAGUUGCCUAUGGUAGUUUAAAAAUAAAAAUAAAACGCUGCUAGUUUAGCUUAUUUUUAAGAGGAAUUGUGCUGAUGCCUAGGAGAUGGUUUGUUAUUUACUCAAACAAGUAAUUGAUAAAGCUGCCUAUUUUAAAACUACACACAAAGGGUAUUCAUACAUAACAUUGAGGAAGUGUAGUGUUAGUGAAACUGUAAACACAAUACUGGAACUGUACACUCAGCUAUUACCAUGUAAUGUUAAAAUGUAGAGUCUGUUUUAUUGUGUACAACCGUUGAGCUGUACAAAUUAGUGUACACUCAUAUAAACAGUUGUUCAUGUGUCAAGACAGCUUGUAUCUGUGUUCAGUGUCCUAUGUGAACAAGCCUCCUGUUGCACCACGUGGGUUGAGUUUUGGCACUGCAGCCUUUAUGGUGCCAUGCAAUGGGAUUUGCUCACUAGUAGCUAUCCAUAGAACUUAAUGAGACCUGUUUUAAAUAUGCAUGGGAAUGGACUGAAUGUAUUUUGUGGGGUUGAUUUAAAUAAUCCAGAGCAGUUACCUUGUUUCACAGAUAGCCGGCACCUACUAAGCACAGGAGAAGAUGGCUACUUUAAAGUGACAGAUGUGCAAACUGGAAUGAUCAUCUCUUCCAUGCGCUCGGAGGAACCCCAAAGGUAAGUUUUGGAAUGCACUGCUGUUUCAUAUAGGGAUUUGCAGUAGAAUCAUGGAUAGCCAUCAACAUGCAUGCCCUCCAGAUUCUGUGCGACUUCCAUCAGUCUUGGGCAGCAUGGCCAAUAGACAAGGAUGGUAGGAGCUGUAAUCCAGCCGGCAUUAAGUUCUUUGCUCCUGAGUUAGAUCAAGUUAUUCCAAUGACCUCCAUCAGUAUUGGUGUGUUUAGAUAGUGAAAAACAUCACUUUAUGCAAUGGUGUGCGCGCACAUGCAUACAUGGAUACUUACAUAAGAAUGUAUUUUGUGUGUAGCAUUUGCUCAAAGGGUUUAGUGUAUAUGUCCAGUAUGGUUUCAGAUUGGAUGGGAAACUGUGUGUUGAGAUUCCUACACUGCAGGGGGUUAACUAGAUGUCUUCUAGAACUUGGGCACACAGCAGCUGCUUGGCUAAAAACGAGGCUGAGGGUUGGUUUUAAGUAGCAUUGUCUGACUCACUUGUGAUCUAACAACUUGCUUUUUGCAGAUGUUUCAAAUGGGAUGGCAACACCAUCUUAUCAGGAAGUCAGUCAGGAGAAUUGUUGGUUUGGGAUAUUGUUGGAGGGAAGAUAAUAGAAAGAAUCGCAGGACAUUCUGGUAUGUGUGAAAUUCUCAACUUUUAAAAAUCUGCAAGUAUACUUUGAAAUCUUUUAAGUAGUGGGAUAUUAAUAUAUUGAUUCUGGUUAGGUGUGUUUGAAUGUAUCAUACCCUGGGGCUCUGUUUUAUACCUUAGAACUUAAUGUGAAGUAUUUUCCAUUGUACAGCCUGAGAAACAAAAGACCAGAAUUCAUCAAAAUAUGGAUGUAUAGCUGUGGCCCUAGAAUCUGAAAUGGCACCUGAAAGUUGGUUGCAAUGAUGAUCUCUGGCUCAGGGCCUAUAAUAUAUAUGCACAACAGUAGUGUGGAGUGCAGCUCUAGAUGAUUAUGGGCAAAUCUAGCAAUGCAUUAACCAAAUAAGACCAAGAUUUAAAGAUAAGGAUAAUAUGGUAAGUGAAACAAGUAUCUGAUGUACACCUGUCUCUUUCCUAGGUACUGUAACAUGUAUGUGGAUGAAUGAACGAUGCAGCAGCAUAAUCACAGGAGGGGAAGACAGACAAAUCAUGUUCUGGAAACAGCAAUACUAAAUAGUGCCUUCUCACUCAAACACAUAUGGAUAUUUUAAAGUGAACUUUUUAAAAGGACCUUCUUCGCAAGUAGCAAUGCCUGCUGAAGUUCAAAGAGCUGAGAUUGGGUCUGCAAUUACAAUGCUGAGCUACAGUAUGCACUUGUAUUUCCUUAUGAAUGUUAUUAUUGCCUGUAAUGCUUGUCAAAUAAAGACUUAUUUUUCAGUAACCAAAGUGGUUCUAACUUGCAACCGCAGUAAUCUACUUAACAUUAUUUGUCUAUAUUUUUCCACAAAAUGGAGAUAAACCUCAGGCCUUAGCCAAAAUACAAG